This is a messenger RNA of Zea mays, 1909 nucleotides long. RefSeq lists its product as uncharacterized. The transcript is spliced from 2 exons. The coding region runs from base 160 to 921 and encodes 253 amino acids. The record is from RefSeq and is a predicted model, not a curated record. NCBI's taxonomy places the organism in Eukaryota, Viridiplantae, Streptophyta, Magnoliopsida, Poales, Poaceae.
UUUUGUAAAUUUCAGUUUCGCCCUAUUCACCCCCCCUCUAGGCGACUAUCAGCUGUCUUAAUUGGAUGUUUACAGGUUUUAGAAAUUGACUGGGGUUCAAUACAAAUUGAUGAUAGAUGGGAGGAAGAAGGAGAACAAGAGACUGCCUCUGAGUCAGUGAUGUAUGAUCGGUUAGGAUUGUUAGCUGAGGAUGAACGUGAAACUACUGAAAGGCAAGAGACUGUCCGCCAAAGCGAUGAAUUUAAUGAUGAAACUGCUGAAUUGCCCUGCACUGAUUGCAUACCACAAGAAAGGGUAUUUGAGUGCAACAGAUCAAAUCCAAUAAUGAAGAUUGGUAGUUUGUACAAGGACAUGAAAGAAUUCAGACUGGCUAUCAGGCAAUAUGCGAUUAAUAACGAGUUUGAGUUAGGGAUUGAGUCAAGCUCACCUUUCAGAUAUCGAGCUUAUUGCAAAGGAGGUGAUUGUCCAUGGAGAAUCAAUGCAAGGCUACAAAAUGCCGGAUCUCCCACAGUCGUUGUUACAGUUAUCGUGGAUAAGCACACAUGCACUUCUAGUGGUCGUCGAAAAACAACAACACCCACCAGCUCAUGGGUUGCUUCCCUUGCAAUGCCAUUCCUAACGAAGAAACCACAUAUGGGAGCUAAAGAAUUGCAAAAUACCUUGCAAGAGCAGCACAAUUGCACAAUUUCUUAUGAUACAGUGUGGAAAGGUAAAGAGAAGGCCCUUAGAGAGUUGUAUGGAACAUGGGAGGACAGCUUCAAAUUACUUUUUAGAUGGAGAGAAGCUGUUUUGGAGGUUAUGCCAGACUCAGUGAUUGAGUUUGAUCUAGUAGUUGAUGAUGGAAAAUUAUAUUUCAGCAGAUUUUUUGUGCUUUUGGCCCUUGUCUUCAAGGUUUUCGUGAAGGUUGCAGGCCCUACUUAAGUGUGGAUUCCACAGCUCUAAAUGGUCGUUGGAAUGGUCACCUUCCCCAGCUACAAGUGUUGAUGGUCAUAAUUGGAUGUUUCCAGUAGCUUUUGGUUUCUUCGAGUCAGAGACAAAAGACAGUUGGAUUUGGUUCAUGCAACAACUUUGUAAGGCCAUAGGCGACCCUCCUGUUUUAGCCAUUUGCUCUGAUGCAUGCAAAGGACUGACAUCAGCAGUGAACGAUGUAUUUCCAAAUGCUGAAAAAAGAGAAUGCUUCCGCCACCUCAUGCAAAACUACAUUAAGCACUUCACUGGAUCAGAGCACAUGUAUCCCGCAGCUAGAGCAUAUAGGAACACCAUUUUCGAGCACCACUUCAGUAAUGCCCGGGAUAUACCCGGUGUGAAGCAAUGGAUUGAUGAGUGGCACCCUCUUUUAUGGUACAGAUGUGGUUUCAACACGGCUAUAAAGUGUGACUACAUAACCAACAACAUUGCUGAGGUAUUUACGAACAGAUGUUACAUAACCAACCAACAACAUUGCUACAGAUGUUGGGCAGCAGGAGUUUGAAGCUGUUGAUGUCGGGCACUUAACCCCAACAAGGCACAAAAAAGAGCAGUAGGAAAGAAGUUGACGCCGAAGAAGAAAAAUGUUUGAGUAGCUGUGUAGUUGUCUGUGAUUGGGCAGCAGGAGUUUGAAGCUGUAGCUGUGUGUUUGUGUGAAACUGUCUUCUGUUUUCAGUGAAACCAGCUGUGUGUAUGUGUGUAUGUGUGUUUUCUGGACAAUUGAAACUGUAUUCUGUUUUCAGUGUGAAAACAUCAGUGUUUUAGGCUUCAAAUGUGUUUUCAGUGUGAAAACAGCAGCUUCUAAUCUGUUUUCAGUGUGAAAACAGCAGCUUCUAAUCUGUUUUCAGUGUACCAUCAUAAUAUUCUGUUUUAGGCUUCAAAUGUGUUUUCAGCUCAUGUGUUUUAGGCUUCAAAUUUGGCACGGCAGUGUGAAAACAGCAGC